CCGCUCAUCCCACAUUGUUAAAGCAUUCUCUACUCUUGAUAUCCUUCAAUAUGUUAUUCAACAAGUCUCUUCUGGCUACGACUGCCCUGUCCCUCUUCACCUCGAGUGUUGUUGGCCAGACCAUUAGGGUGUCAUAUGGCUCCCCUCUGCCGACUGACGACUUCUCUCAAGUCAUCGAAUUAGAUGAACUUGUGGCGCUGGACCACCCGGGCGAUUGGGUCUACUUUUUCUCUAGCCAACCCUGUGAUCUUUACAGCAACACCUCCGCUACCGAACCAGUUUACACCAAGGUCAUAGGCGCAUAUUAUUUUCUUCAGCCGACGUACAUUGGCGCCGCCGAAUGUUUCACCGAUUGAUGAGACAACUCAUCCAUCUAGCUCGGCUGGAGUGCAAUAUAUGGUACUUCCGAUACACAUAAGAUGCUCCCGAUCUUGCCUACGCGUGAUAAGGAGCAUCCCAUGAAGAUCAGAUAAUCUAGCACGCGGUCUCGCCUAUAGAAAGGCCCCAUCUUCCUGUCGUUUAGCUCAUUCUAUCACAAC
Aspergillus costaricaensis CBS 115574 is the source of this 539-nucleotide messenger RNA. RefSeq lists its product as uncharacterized. NCBI's taxonomy places the organism in Eukaryota, Fungi, Ascomycota, Eurotiomycetes, Eurotiales, Aspergillaceae. The coding region runs from base 51 to 356 and encodes 101 amino acids. The record is from RefSeq and is a predicted model, not a curated record. The transcript is spliced from 4 exons.